Messenger RNA from Venturia canescens, 2825 nucleotides. RefSeq names its product glycosyltransferase 25 family member. NCBI's taxonomy places the organism in Eukaryota, Metazoa, Arthropoda, Insecta, Hymenoptera, Ichneumonidae. The coding region runs from base 594 to 2309 and encodes 571 amino acids. Gene Ontology annotation, molecular function: procollagen galactosyltransferase activity. The record is from RefSeq and is a predicted model, not a curated record. The transcript is spliced from 8 exons.
AAUUUACCGUCUAAAGUUUCUCGCGUGUGUACAUGAUAACGAAAAUUCUCAUAUACGUGUGUAUGUACAGUUGCAUCAGCGCCCCUAUUAGCAGUGGGCGAAAGUGAUCCAUAAAUACAUAAAUAUAACAACAUAUACAUCGGUCCCUUAUACACGUGCAGUUUUAUCUUUCUCCCCUCAUUCUGCUGGAACCGGGAGUUCCUCAAAUUCCAUGUAUCCCUACGCCAGUUUCGAUAAUAUCUUUCUUCUCGAAGUUCUGUUUGGCCUCGAACGAGAGAAUGAAGUCGUGGAGCGACAAAGAUCACGCAAUGUUUUUCACACGUGAGAAAAUUAUUCCUUGAUACCUCGAAAAACGUGCCAUCGUCUCGUAAAAGUAAAUAUAAGAUAUUAACGAUUGAAACGCGGGUAAACAACAGUGGAAAACAUAUGUGUACACACACAGGAAUAUUUCUAUGAAUGGUUAUAUUUAUCUCAGAGAAACUCGUUAAAAACAUUAUUCAAUGUUGAGUCUUUUGGGAAACCAAAAGAACGUUUCAAUCAUUCCACAAGAACGGUGUAUUGAAAGAUAAACCGAUAAAUUCGUGAAAAUCAAGAUGAAGGGGCCAUUUCAAAAUCUUUUGAUCGCAACGUUUUUGAUAUUGUUCAGUAAAACGUUUCUGUGUGAAAACGCUUUAAAAAAACCCACGGUGUUGGUUGGGUUAUUAAUUAGAAACAAAGCACACACUUUGCCAUAUUUUUUGAGUCUCUUGGAAGCUCUGGAUUACCCGAAAGAUCGAAUGACACUUUGUAUUCGCAGCGAUAAUAAUAUCGACAACACUUUGGAAGUAUUGGAUCAUUGGCUCAACUCUGAGAGUCAAAAAUACCAUGCCGUAGAUCUCUUAAUCGAUGACAAAUCAUCUGGUUUGGAGGACGAGGAGAGUAUUACGGAUUGGCCAUUGAGCAGAUUCCGUCAUGUUAUUAAUCUGCGGGAAGGAGUUCUCAAUGUUGGCAGAAAAAUAUGGGCUGAUUAUGUCUUUAUGUUGGACGCGGAUGCAUUUUUAACAAAUCCACAGACAUUGAAUCUGCUGAUAGCAAAAAACAAAACAAUAGUCGCUCCAAUGUUAAAAUCCGAUGGAAUGUACAGUAAUUUCUGGGCUGGAAUGGCUCCGAAUCAUUAUUAUAUGAGGACUGAAAGGUACGAGCCGAUACUAGAGCGCAAGGAAAUUGGUUGUCACGAAGUGCCGAUGGUCCACAGUGCGCUUUUGAUAAAUCUGCAAAAAUUGGAGAGUGAUUCAUUGACGUACGAUUUCCAAAAAUUGGAUAACUAUGACGGGCCCAAAGACGAUAUUAUUACAUUUGCUCUGAGUGCAAAUAUUUCUGACGUUUUUUUGUACGUCUGUAACGACGAGAUAUAUGGGCAUAUAUUGGUGCCUCUGGAGAAUCACGAGCCAAUUUCGAGGGAAGUUGAUCACCUGAUUAAUCUGAAACUGGAGCUCUUAGGAAACGAGGAAUCGCUCAAGCUGAACGAGGGGAUGAAAAAAUUUGUGAAGUAUCCUAAAAAGGAUACUUUGGGAUUCGACAAAGUUUAUAUGAUCAACUUGGAAAGACGACCCGAGAGGAGAGCGAGAAUGGAGCAAUGCUUCGAGGAGCUUGGAAUUCUUUCCGAAACGAUAAACGCGGUUGACGGAAGAACCCUAAAUUCAACGGCCUUGGACAAAUGGGGCGUCAAAAUAAUGCCCAAUUAUGCUGAUCCGUACCGCAAGAGACCAAUGACCAUGGGCGAAAUCGGAUGUUUUCUCAGUCAUUACGUCAUUUGGAAAAAAGCUUUCGACAACAAUUUUGACAGAAUUAUGGUCCUCGAAGACGAUGUACGAUUCGAACCCUUCUUCCGGCAACGAAUUCAUCUUCUCCUCAAUGAAAUCGAUCAGUUGCAUCUUCAGUGGGAUCUCAUAUAUUUGGGAAGAAAAAAGAUAUCGAAAGAAGAAGAGUCACCGGUCGAUGGAUCCAAACUUUUGUGGCAAGUUGGUUACAGCUAUUGGACAAUCGGCUACAUGCUUUCGCAGAGCGGAGUAAAAAAGUUGCUGGAUGCAAGGCCACUAGACAAUAUGAUCCCAGUUGACGAGUAUUUGCCAAUUUUAUUCGAUCGUCAUCCCAAGGAUGACUGGAAAGAAUACUUUCCUCAGAGAAAUCUCGUUGCCUUUUCAGUUGAGCCGCUUGCCUUAUAUCCAACCCGUUACACUGGCGAGACUGGCUAUAUCAGUGACACCGAAGACUCCAAUGUCAUAACAGUGAAGAACCAUGUUGAAGGACUUGUUAAAACUGAGUUAUAAUCAAAUCCAAGUCGUUUUAUAAUAUAAGAUUGAGAAAUGAAACGCGCAAAUCAAAAAUCAUCCAAAUAACUUUAGUUUACAGGGAUUCGCUAUAAUUUUUGUAUAACGCAAUCGUUUUAUCUUGAAAGGAAAAAUGUCAAUUUCAUUGCCUGUUUUUUUUAGUAUUUCAAUCGUGCAUUGUUAUAUUUUAAUCAUAUAAUUAUUGUGAAGAGAUUUUUCAUGCCAUAACUUGCAGUCAAAGCCUUUAUUUACGUUUUUAAAAAAUUGAAUUUUUCUUCCAUAAGAAAAAUAAAGUCAUUUACGAUUAAUUUUAUACUCCAAUAUCGUAAAUCGAAGAGUAUAUGUAUAUGAACGACAAGUCAAAUCAAAAUGUUUUUUUGGUACAAAUUUUACAAAUAUUCUUCUAAUAAGUGUGAAGAAAAAAUUGGUGUGCCAAAUAUAUAUUCUUCUACAAAUUGUUCAACAGUGGAAAUAAAAGUUUUAUGUUUUGAAAUAAAUUUUCGUAUUUUCAACUUC